AUGUUUGCUAGUCGUCCGAAUUGGUUGAUUGUCGUUCUGUUCGAUUUGUUCAACUGCAUCUCUAUAUGUUUUGUUCGACCCUUCACCAUAUUCAUCCUAGCACAUAUGUGGCUUUUGAUGGCAACAGCAUCAAUAGCUCAAUUUGUUAUCGACACAAGUGGCGAACCCGUUGAGGACGAUGAGGAAUACUUUAUUAGGCCUGCUAUCAGAGGCAAUGGAGGAGGUGCUACUUUUGUCAGCGGAAAUGCGCCGUGCCCUCUGCAUGUUGGUCUUGACAACGCUGAGUCGACACUCGGUUUUCCCGUGGUAUUCACUCCUUUUGCACCUCAUCAUGAUGACGACGAAGUGAGGCUUAACAGAGACUUAAGAGUAACAUUUGCAGCUUUGUCGAAUUGUGCGCAGUCAACACAAUGGAGAUUGGGUGAGAAAGACGCUACAAGUGGAAGGAGGCUGAUUAUCACUGGAAGAGAUGAUAGUACUGUUGGACAAUAUGGUAACUUUUUUAGAAUUGUGCAGACACAAACUAUUGGUGUCUAUAACAUUCAAUGGUGCCCUACAGAGGUGUGCUCAACUUGUAAGUUUGAAUGUGGAACUGUCGGUGUUAUUCGUGAGAAUGGCAAGAUUUCGUUGGCUCUUGAUGGCGGUGCCCUCCCUAUUGUGUUCCAGAAAGAGUGAUUAUUGGUGUGUCUUUAUGUAUGUUUCCUUGUUGCUCUAAGUAUGUCUAAUACUAUAUGUUAAUAAAUAGAUGUAGAGCUAUUG
This is a messenger RNA of Trifolium pratense (red clover), 759 nucleotides long. Its product is annotated as kunitz type trypsin inhibitor 104-like. Lineage: Eukaryota; Viridiplantae; Streptophyta; Magnoliopsida; Fabales; Fabaceae. Gene Ontology annotation, molecular function: endopeptidase inhibitor activity. The coding region runs from base 1 to 675 and encodes 224 amino acids. The record is from RefSeq and is a predicted model, not a curated record. The transcript is spliced from 2 exons.